CUAGUAACGAUUCGGCCGAAAACAGCCGAAGUUUGAGCUUUUCCCGUGAAGUUAGCCGCGAUUUCCUGGAAUUUAUUUUUGCGUUAAAGAUGGCGGACGAAAGUUUACCUGCCGGGUGGGAAAAACGUUUGAGCCGAUCCACCGGACAACACUAUUAUCUCAAUGUCUACACCAAAGAAUCCCAAUGGGACGUUCCAGACAAGCCUGCAGAACCUGUUCAAAGCUCAGGUCCCGAACAAGUACAAUGCUCACAUUUAUUAGUUAAACACAAAGAUUCGAGGAGACCCUCGUCCUGGAGGGAGGACAAUAUCACGCGAAGCAAGGACGAAGCCCUAGAACUGGUCAAAACAUAUCGUGAACAAAUAGCUCAGGGUAAGGCACCGUUUGCUGAAUUGGCCUCGAAAUACUCCGAUUGUUCAUCGGCGAAACGUGGAGGUGAUUUGGGGCCUUUUGGUAAAGGAGCCAUGCAAAAACCAUUUGAAGAGGCAGCGUUCGGUUUGAAAGUGGGAGAACUCUCUGAGCCCGUGUUUACAGAUUCCGGAGUCCAUAUUAUAUUGCGUACCGUGUAAAUACUUAAUUACUAUAGCUAUAGGUUUCUAGAAGAAUCAUGAUAUGCUUCUUUCCGUGUUAGUUGUUUCUCAAAAUGUUAUCAGUUUUCUGAAAAAAUCUACUUCCAUUUAACUAUAUUCUAUAUUCAGAAUCUACGAGUAAAAUGAAUUGUCAGUCCACAACCAUAUUAUGCACAUCCUAAUGAAAUGUUUUUCACUGAAAAGUACAUGUUUAAAUAUAGAUUAUAAAAUGUUAUACCUGUAACCAUUUUCGCAUUUAAUAUUUUGUAUUUAUUUUACUUAAAAAAAAGGUAAUAAACCUUUAAAUAUGUC
Messenger RNA from Sitophilus oryzae (rice weevil), 881 nucleotides. Its product is annotated as putative peptidyl-prolyl cis-trans isomerase dodo. Gene Ontology annotation, cellular component: cytosol; nucleus. Lineage: Eukaryota; Metazoa; Arthropoda; Insecta; Coleoptera; Curculionidae. The record is from RefSeq and is a predicted model, not a curated record. Gene Ontology annotation, molecular function: peptidyl-prolyl cis-trans isomerase activity; protein binding. The transcript is spliced from 3 exons. The coding region runs from base 90 to 569 and encodes 159 amino acids.